AUGGAAGGUCACCACCGGAAAGAGGUCACAUGCACAACAUUCAAGAUGGCGACCCCCUUGUGUCGGUGCUACCAGAUGUGUGCCAGAAGAGGACUUCAGGCGUUACCCUCCUCCUUCCUGCGACUUCACAACAGACCAAGUGUCUUCAGGAUACACGGGUUCCUCACAAACUCCUCACAGGUGCCUCUGCAAGUAAGAUGUAUGUCGGGGGAGAAGGGUGGUGGCAGAAAAGGUUUUUUUGGGGAGUUUCUGGACAACUUGAAGCAGGAGCUAAAUAAGAACAAGGAAAUGAAAGACAACAUCCAGAAGUUCCGGGAUGAGGCCAAAAAACUGGAGGAGUCGGACGCAUUGAAACAAGCUCGCAGGAAAUAUCAAACUAUUGAGUCGGAAACGGUUAAAACAUCUGAGGUUUUCAGGAAGAAGUUGGGAAACAUCUCUGAGACAGUUAAAGAGGGGUUCGAAGAAGUCAGUCGAACAGAAAUUGGGAAAAAAUUCAUAGAGGGAGUGGAAGGAGCAGCCAAACAGGCCAAGACGUCUGCAGAGUCCGUCUCUAAGAGUGGAGAAAAGUUGGGAAAGACGAGUGCAUUCAGAGCCAUAUCUCAGGGCAUGGAGAGUGUCAAGAAAGAGAUCGAUGACCUCGGUCACACUGGCCCUUAUCGGCCUCCUGCCAGACUCCGCAAGAGAAGUGAGUUCUCCUCCAAGGGGGGAGGGGACGACAGCAAGGUCUUCGACGCCAACGAGGAAGCUAUGGGAGUGGUGCUGCACAAGGACUCAAAAUGGUACCAACAGUGGAAGGAAUUCAAAGACAACAACGUGGUCUUCAACAGGUACUUUGAGAUGAAGAUGAAGUACGAUGAGAGCGACAACGCCUUAAUCAGAGCUUCUCGUGCUGUCACCGACAAAAUGACCGACCUCAUAGGAGGGCUGUUUUCUAAGACAGAGAUGUCUGAGGUUCUGACAGAGAUUUUGAAGGCGGAUCCUUCAUUUGACAAAGAUUCCUUCCUCAAGCAGUGUGAACGAGAUAUCAUCCCCAAUAUACUGGAGGCGAUGAUCAGAGGGGAGCUGGAGGUACUGAAGGACUGGUGUUAUGAAGCGACAUACAGUCAGCUGGCACACCCAAUCCAACAAGCCAAGGCCAUGGGGCUUCAUUUCCACUCCAAGAUCCUGGAUAUUGACAACAUUGAUUUGGCCAUGGGGAAGAUGAUGGACCAGGGCCCAGUAUUGAUUAUAACCUUCCAGGCUCAGUUAGUCAUGGUGAUCCGAAACACUAAAGGAGAUGUUAUAGAGGGAGACCCUGACAAAGUGCUCAGGAUGAUGUAUGUGUGGGCUCUGUGUCGGGACCAGGAGGAGCUCAACCCGCACGCUGCCUGGAGACUACUUGACAUCUCCGCAUCGAGCACUGAACAGAUCCUCUAAGACUCUUUGAUGCACGGAAGACACAGUCACGCAGGAAGAGAACACACUGUACCUGAACAGAGCCUGUAGCUGGCUGGGAAGAAAAGGGCGGGAGAGGAGAGGAGGGUGCGUGGACAUGAGGGACAGACUGUUGGGGCACAAGCUCACUUCACAACAGAAAGGAGAGCUGCUGCAUUCUGCUUGGCGCUUCACUGUCUAAGUCCCCUUUACUUUGUUCACUCAGGAUGCUUUGACACCAUUCCUCGAGCUCACACUAGGGGGCGGUAGACUAUCAACAACUGUCAUCAGCUGUACUUUCUGCAAAGCCUGCAUUGCUGUUCAUGUGUUGAAUCUGUUUAGUGCAGGAACACUUCUGUUGGAUGAACUAAGUUAUUGAGCUUGUACUCAAGUGUUUGGAGAUCUCAGAUGUCGGUGCCACUUUCUUCACUCGCUCAGUUCUUCACUGAGGAGUCGUUUCUCCUUGGUGGUAAUGUGGCCAAUCAGUGCUGACAAUUGUCCAAUGUAAUUGUUAAACAUGUGAGAAUGUCUAUAUUUAUUAUGAAAAAUAAAAAUGCCCCCAUUUUUCCACGAUAA
Molecule: messenger RNA, 1989 nt
Organism: Platichthys flesus (European flounder)
Lineage: Eukaryota; Metazoa; Chordata; Actinopteri; Pleuronectiformes; Pleuronectidae
Gene: timm44
Product: translocase of inner mitochondrial membrane 44 homolog (yeast)
Exons: 13
Coding region: 1-1416 (471 amino acids)
Biological process (GO): protein import into mitochondrial matrix
Cellular component (GO): mitochondrial inner membrane
Molecular function (GO): protein-folding chaperone binding
Source: RefSeq, a predicted model, not a curated record